Onthophagus taurus is the source of this 1128-nucleotide messenger RNA. It is a transcript of the gene Ostgamma, whose product is annotated as Oligosaccharide transferase gamma subunit. The record is from RefSeq and is a predicted model, not a curated record. Gene Ontology annotation, cellular component: oligosaccharyltransferase complex. Lineage: Eukaryota; Metazoa; Arthropoda; Insecta; Coleoptera; Scarabaeidae.
AACUUCAAAUCGAAUUUUCUACACGUUGACAAGUUAAAGACAACAAUUCGUCCGGUAUCUUUAAAAACCGUAUUUUUAUCAAAAAUAUGCGAAUUCUAGUCUUAUCUUCACUUGUAAUAUGUGCAAUUUAUAUUUUUGGAGCCGAUGGGCAAGCUCGGAAAUCGAGUUUGUCAAUGGCUGAAAGAGUACAACAAUUAACAGAAAUGACCAACUCCAGAGCUGUUUUAAAGUUUAAUGGAAAUAAAUUCAGGGAUUACGUUAAAGCGACUCCUAGAAAUUAUUCAAUUAUCGUAAUGUUCACCGCCUUGGCUCCUCACAGACAAUGUGUAAUCUGUAAACACGCUCACGAUGAAUUUGUUAUAGUUGCAAAUUCGUUCCGUUACUCCCAAGUUUACUCGAAUAAAUUAUUUUUCGCCAUUGUUGAUUUUGAUGAGGGAUCGGAUGUGUUUCAGCAAAUGCGUUUAAAUACUGCCCCAGUUUUUAUUCAUUUCCCGCCAAAGGGGAAACCGAAAGCUCUUGACACAAUGGAUAUACAAAGAAUAGGUUUUCAAGCGGAAUCAAUAUCAAAAUGGAUUAAUGAAAGGACAGAUAUUAAUAUUCGUGUAUUCCGUCCACCAAAUUAUUCCGGAACUUUAGCAUUGGUGAUUCUUUUCGCUUUGGUUGCUGCUAUUUUAUAUUUGCGAAGAAAUAACUUGGAGUUUCUUUAUAACAAGAAUAUGUGGGCAACUGGAGCAUUAUUUUUCUGCUUCAGUAUGGUUUCUGGGCAGAUGUGGAAUCACAUUCGCGGUCCCCCUUUUUUACAUAAAGGGGCCAACGGACAAAUUGCUUAUAUACACGGAUCAUCACAAGCUCAAUUUGUUUUAGAAACUUAUAUAGUUAUGAUUCUUAAUGCUGCUAUCGUAUUGGGAAUGAUUUUAUUAACGGAAUCUGGAAAUACAAAGCGGGAUCCGAAAAAGCGGAAAAUUUUAGCGAUCGCUGGGUUGAUUUUGAUUACAGUUUUCUUUUCUUUAAUAUUGUCGGUGUUUAGAUCGAAGACACAAGGUUACCCUUAUAGUUUCCUAUUCAAAUAGUGAUCACCUUUAAUAAAGUUUUUUGUUACAUACAAGAAAUAAAUUAUAUUGAAAUAUU